Phoenix dactylifera (date palm) is the source of this 2505-nucleotide messenger RNA. Lineage: Eukaryota; Viridiplantae; Streptophyta; Magnoliopsida; Arecales; Arecaceae. The record is from RefSeq and is a predicted model, not a curated record.
CGAGCGGUUCAGCCUCAUCCGGCGGACCAUGGUUUUCUGUUUCAACUUGUAUCACCUCUGCUGCCUGCCCAAAGAAAGCUCAGCUCUCGUCUUUGUCCUCUUUAAAAUAGCGCGGGUUUUUUAAAAAAAAUAAUGAUAAACAGCGUAAUGGCACUGCGAUUCUGUGCCACCCUUCUACUCUCCUCCUCCUCCUCCUCCUGCUGUUCCUGUCAACAGUCACGGUCAGAAUCCUGUCGGGAGCUUGAGAUGCUCCUCAAAGAAACAGACCCUCCAGUUCCUCGAUACUAAAAAGUCCUAGUUUCGACAUGAAGAGAGACAGAUGAUGGAAUGAGGCAGAAAGAAGGGAAGAGAUCGACUGUAAGCCGAUUCAAUUACGAUAAAGGAGACUUUGCGCGUUAUUCGGUUGCAUCACUUCUCCCAUUUUUAUAUAAAUGUCAGAGCAUGAGAGACUUGAAACACGUGCUUACACCCUUGAUUGUUGCUGGGUUUUUCAAGGAUGUUUUGGCGAUGCGCAAAGUGGUGACAUUUUUGAGUACAAGGAUUGGAUGGUUGGAAGAUGUGGUUUUAUUAUUGAAGCAGGUAGAUGAUCCUUAUCCUUUCAUAUGGAACGCAUUUAUUAGAGGUUAUGAGCAAAGUCGCAGACCAUGGAAAGCGAUGGAUUUGUACAAUCAGAUGUUGCACAACAAUGUAUCUCCUGAUAAGUUCACCUUUCCUUUUGUCCUCAAAGCUUGUGCCACUUCUCGAGCACUUAAAGAAGGAGAGCAAAUUCACUGUCAGAUACUAAAGACUCCACUGCAUGCAGACUUAUUUGUGCAGGGUUCUUUGAUUUUUAUGUAUGCCAGUUGUGGGGAGAUUGAUGCUGCACGUGCUUCAUUUGAUGGGAUGCCACACAAAAAUUUGAUUAGUUGGAACAUGAUGAUUGAUGGGUAUGUCAAACAUGGAAAUGUUAAUACUGCAUUAGAUUUGUUUGAUCAAAUGCCUGAACGCGACCUCUUCUCUUGGAAUGUGAUGAUUGAUGGGCUUGCAAAAUGUGGGCAGAUUGAAUUUGCAAGACAGUUGUUUGAUAAGAUGCCCGACAGAGAUAUCAUUUCAUGGAAUUCCAUCAUUGAUGGAUAUGCUAGAUGUGGAAAUAUGAAAGCUGCGCGGAAGUUAUUUGAUCAGGUUCCCUUUAAAGAUGAAGUCACCUGGGCCAUUAUGCUUAAUGGAUAUGCAAGAUGCAAUCAAAUAGGUAUCUCUCAUAGCUGGUUCGAAAAGAUGCCCUUUAAGAAUCUAAUCUCUUGGAAUUCUUUGAUAAGUGGGUAUGUUAAAUGUGACAAAAUCACUGUAGCAUAUAAGCUAUUUGAGUUAAUGCCAUCUAGGAACUUGACUUCGUGGAAUAUCAUGCUUGAUGCCUAUGCGAAAUGUGGUGAGAUGAACUAGCCUGUCAGCUUUUUAAUACAAUGCCAACCAAGAAUGUCGUCUCUUGGAACAUUAUGAUUGGUGGACAUGCUAGACUUGGAAGACUUAAAGCAGCAAGAAAGCUUUUUGACGCCAUGCCUUAUAGAGACAUGAUUUCAUGGAAUGCUAUGAUAUCCGGCUACAAAGAAAAUGGGCUUUCAAAAGAGGCUAUGGAACUGUAUAUUGAUAUGCAGUUGCUAGGAGAAAGACCUGAUUGCUCCACUUUAGCUAUUGUUCUUUCUGUUAUCGCUGAUUUAGGCCUUUUUCUCCAAGGUAGAUGGGUUCACGCUUAUGUUGAUAGGAACAAGUUCCCAUUGAAUGGUGUUGUUGGUGUUGCUCUCAUAGACAUGUACUCCAAGUGUGGGUAUGUUGAUAUUGCAAUGAGAAUAUUUGACUGCAUCCCUCAAAAAUCCAAAGAUCAUUGGAAUGCAAUGAUAUCAGGACUUGCAGUACAUGGCUAUGGGAGACUUGCUAUCUCCUUAUUUGAAGAUAUGGAAUGGUCAUUUGUUGACCAGAUGAUAUAACUUUCAUUGGUGUUCUGAGUGCAUGCAGUCAUGCAGGCUUAGUACAUGAGGGUCAACAGUAUUUUAUCCUUAUGAACCACAAGUAUGGAAUUACUCCUAAAAUCCAGCACUAUGGUUGUAUGGUUGACCUUCUAAGCCGUGCAGGGCAUCUUGAUGCGGCAGUUACACUGGUGAACAACAUGCAAUUGAGAGCCAAUGAUAUUGUUUGGGAGAGCACUUCUGGGUGCUGCUAGGAACCAUGGAAACAUUGAAAUUGCUGAGCAUGCAGCAAGGCAACUUAUUGAACUGGUGCCAGAUGAUAGUAGCUCUUAUGCAUUACUCUCUAGCAUAUAUGUAUAUAAAGCUCAAUAUGAAAGUGCUAGGGACAUGUGGAAGAUUAUGAAGGAGAAAGGGGUGGUAAAGAAUCCUGGUUGUAGCUGCAUUGAAUUACAAGGUGUUCUCCAUAAGUUUACCGCAGGAGACACUUCACAUCCUCAAAUCAUGGAGAUAUAUCUUCUGCUAAAUAAUAUGACACAAAGGCUGAUGUUACCAGGUUAUCUGCCAG